This is a messenger RNA of Austrofundulus limnaeus, 2702 nucleotides long. RefSeq names its product inter-alpha-trypsin inhibitor heavy chain H3. NCBI's taxonomy places the organism in Eukaryota, Metazoa, Chordata, Actinopteri, Cyprinodontiformes, Rivulidae. The record is from RefSeq and is a predicted model, not a curated record.
UGCAGACAGGAAAGCAGCUGAAGGAGGAGACAUCCAGGAGAUAAAGAGUUAAGCUUGUUUUUAAAAAAGUGAUCAAAUAAAUCUGUGCUUUGUUUGAGUUUAAAGAACAGUCUGAGCUGAAUCUGCUCUGAGGAAACAUGGGGAGAGCUGCUGGGGUGCACCUCACCUGCUUUGGCCUGCUGCUGGCUUUGGCUGCUUCACAACUAAACAAGCUCUGUAGGGAGGACCAUGGAGGAAUUUAAAACUUCUGUAACUGUGGCAGCUCACAAAAAGAUCACCUUUGAGCUCACGUACGAGGAACUUCUGAAACGCACUCGUGGCAAAUAUGAGCUGCUGAURCACGCUCGACCCAUGCAGCCUGUCAAAGACUUCAAGGUUGACGUGUACAUCUAUGAAAAAGCUGGGAUCAGUUUUGUUGAUGUGAAAGGAGGACUGAGCACUAAAGCCCUGGCUAAUGCCAUCACCAAAACACAUGAGGGAAACAAGGCCUGGGUGUAUUUCUAUCCAACUGUUGAUCAGCAGAAAACUUGUGACAGCUGUGGAGAACAAGGUAUGAAUGGAGAUCUGGUUAUUGUUUAUGACGUCAACAGAGACUCUGGACUGGGAGACAUCAAGACUUCAGAUGGAUACUUUGUUCAUCACUUUGCUCCAUCUAGUCUUCCCCGAAUACCAAAAAACAUUGUUUUUAUUAUUGAUCAAAGUGGCUCGAUGCACGGCAGAAAAAUGGAACAGACUAGAAUUGCCUUGAUCCAUAUUUUGAAUGACCUGGCUGAGGAGGACUUUUUUGGUAUUAUUUCAUUUGAUAGCCAAAUUUUUCACUGGAAACGGGAACUUGUUCAAGCCACCAGCGCAAAUUUGGAGGGAGCCAAGGAAUUUGCACAGAAUAUUAUGGACAGAGGAGCUACAAAUAUUAAUGCAGCAGUGUUGGAAGGAGCCCGUAUGCUGAACGCACAUCCCAGAGAAGGUUCAGCGUCUAUCCUGAUCCUUCUCACAGAUGGAGAUCCAACUACAGGAGAGACAAAUUUUGAAGUUAUUCAGUCAAAUGUCAGACGAGCCAUUGCAGGAAAGUUCCCACUCUACUGUCUUGGUUUUGGGUUUGAUGUCAAGUUUGAGUUCCUUGAGAAAAUGGCACUGGAGAACAAUGGUGCGGCAAGACGUGAUGAUGAUCUACAUUGGUGGAACCAAUUUGACCCAAACUAAUUUCAGUCAGUACUAUAAUGGAUCUGAGAUUGUGGUGGCUGGUGAGAUCAUGAACAAUGACAUUGAAACCUUCAGUCCACAAGUUGUGGCCAUUUCAAACAGUAGAACAAUGACGUUUUCUAACACCGAUACCCCUGUGGAGCCCUCUAAUGAAACAGUGGUUGAAGGUCGCCUUCAGAGGGUCUGGGCCUACCUUACAGUAAAACAGCUUCUGGAGAAAGAGUUGCUGUUUUCUGGACCUGAGAAGGACAAAGUGAAGAAAGAUAUUUUGGAGCUUUCUCUGAUGUACAACUUUGUGACCCCACUCACAUCAAUGGUGGUCACCAAGCCUGAGGGAGAGAACACACAAGUUCUUCACAAACCAAAGGAGGGGGAGGAUCAACAAUCCAAAACUCGUACAUCUUCUAGUCGAACCUUUUUAAGGGGCUCAUCCCAAAGGGUUAACAAAAUAUUGGGAAAAACAUCAUCAGUUACUAGACAGCGUGUUCCUGUUCGUUCUGAUCCUGGUCCUCCUGGUCCUCCUGGUGUUCUUGGUCACCAUGAUACAGCAUACAAGCUCUUACGUCAGGACUGGCAUCCUCUAUCUUCAGGUGUUAUGCCCUUUCUGUUUGACGAUUAUGUAGAUGAUCUUCUCCUGUCUAGAUCCAUACAACCUACGAUGACAACGACUGCUCRUCUUUCCCACAGACUUCUGUUAAAAGCUGAGAAUCAAUCCAAACCAUUAUGCUUCGAUGUCACAGGCGUUGCCAUUCUUAAACUUUUUCACCAUCCCAGCAGGGGGUUGUCUAUGAAUGGAGAGCUGGAUUCAGUGACAGAUGGGGGCUUUGAAAAGAUUGUCAUCCAUGUCGGAAGCGACCAACAUGUUGAGGUUGACACAGAGGGAGUCACUGUUCGAGAGGGGCAGUCUACGACACGCCACACAGGACAGAAUCCCAUCACAGCUGGAAGUGUGACGGUGAUCAUAAGGGAUGAAGAGAUAGACGUUGCUGCUGAAAACAUGCGGGUGGUCAUCUUAGUUCARAAAAAACAAGGAAAAAAAUUCCUUUGGCCAGUUUUACGACAGAAGCCAUCUGCCGACAACACUGAAGGGAUUUUAGCUUUAAAGACCGAAUAUGAGGAGGACCUGCAACCUGGCAAAACAAAGCUGAAGAUCAGAAACAAGAAGCUUACACCGAGGAGGUCGUUUGCUGAUGACUACAGUAUUUCCCCUCCUAAGAGAUCAUCCUGCUGGCUCCUGUUGCCUGAUCAUGCACUGCAGAGACAACUGCAAGACUUCCUCGCUGAACAAAUUUAAAGAGAGGACCAUGUUGAAAUGUUAAGGAAAAAGUGACUGAAAAUAAAAGAAAAAGGAAAAUCUACAAUGUGAUUUCAACACAAAGAAUACAGUUUUAUGUCUAACAUUAUAAAAGUAAUUAUGUAAUCAUGCACUCUGAUUAACCUGCAACCUUUUAAAUAAAUAUAAUGUUAAAAAAAUAAACUAUCAAUUUUUUUCYUAUUAAAAA